This is a messenger RNA of Dichomitus squalens LYAD-421 SS1, 1197 nucleotides long. Its product is annotated as GroES-like protein. The record is from RefSeq and is a predicted model, not a curated record. Gene Ontology annotation, molecular function: zinc ion binding; (R,R)-butanediol dehydrogenase activity. Lineage: Eukaryota; Fungi; Basidiomycota; Agaricomycetes; Polyporales; Polyporaceae. Gene Ontology annotation, cellular component: cytoplasm. The transcript has 9 exons. Gene Ontology annotation, biological process: butanediol biosynthetic process. Bases 1 to 1197 code for a protein of 398 amino acids.
AUGAGGGCCAUACGUUACUACGGACCUGGAGACGUACGCCUUGACGAGAUACCCGAGCCUCGGGUCGGGGAUCGUCAGGUGAAGAUAAAGGCAUUCACUUUCUGCUUGAACGGCAUCUGCGGGUCCGAUCUGCACGCUUGGGAUGCCCUCCUUCCUGUCACCCCAACCCACACAGAACCCCAUGUCGUCACGGGCGAGACACUGCCCAUAGUCAUGGGUCAUGAGAUGUCCGGUACGAUCGUCGAGGUCGGCUCCCAGGUGAACACAUCCCGGUUGAAGGCUGGGGUGAAUGUGGUCGUAGAGCCAAUCCUAGCAUGCAGGAAAGCAGCGUGUUCACCUUGCCAGGAGGGUACGCGGAACGUUUGCCCUCAUAUUACAUUCAUUGGCUUGGGCGGUGGCGGUGGCGGUCUCUCGGAAUACAUCGCCGUUGACGAGGAUCUCGUCCAGGUUCUGCCGGAUGGAGUACCCUUGGAAUUUGGAGCCUUGAUGGAGCCUUUGGCUGUUUCCUGGCAUGCGGUCAAGAGAUCGGGUAUUAAAGCCGGAGACAAGGUGCUCAUUCUUGGUGGCGGUCCAGUGAGUCGGACUUUUGUUGUCGUUUUGAAGCUAUUUGGUGCGUCGUGGAUCGCACUAUCCGAGCCCGCCUUGAAAAGGCGCGAGCUGGCGACGUCCCAAGGCGCCGAUGUUGUUUACGACCCCACCUCUCCCGGUCUCGACGUAGUGGAGGCCGUGCGCGAAGCGACAGGAACCCGCCGGGGCGCUGACAUCGUUUUUGACUGCGCUGGCACCCAACGCACAUUGGACGCCGCGUUCCAGGCCGUUCGUCCGCGAGGAAGUGUGGUGAACGUGGCCAUAUGGGACCAUAAACCCCUGCUCGAUAUAGGUGCAAUCACCCUCAAGGAGAUCACUUUCACGGGCGUUAUUUCGUUCGAUCGCGUUCAUAACGACAUGUUGAAGGCUGUAGCGGAGGGAAAGUUCAACGGGAUUGAGAAUAUCAUCACGCGACGGAUCGGUUUGGAAGACUUCGUCGAGAAGGGUAUCAAGGCGUUGGUGAACGAGAAGGAUGAGCAAGGUGAGUCCUACAACGUCUCUUCUGGGAAGGGUUCGCCUACCGUACUCAUCGGGAUCCUCGACGAAACACUACAGUCAAGAUAUUGGUUUAUCCUGGUGCCGGGGGAUCUGCAUAGACCUGGAAUCUAA